This is a messenger RNA of Lottia gigantea (owl limpet), 801 nucleotides long. RefSeq lists its product as hypothetical. Gene Ontology annotation, cellular component: nucleus. Gene Ontology annotation, molecular function: cyclin-dependent protein serine/threonine kinase regulator activity. The coding region runs from base 79 to 801 and encodes 240 amino acids. Gene Ontology annotation, biological process: regulation of transcription by RNA polymerase II. The transcript has 7 exons. NCBI's taxonomy places the organism in Eukaryota, Metazoa, Mollusca, Gastropoda, Lottiidae. The record is from RefSeq and is a predicted model, not a curated record.
CUUCUCUUGACUGUGGUGAUACCAGUAAAAGAGCUACAAGACAGAAAUUAGAACUUCUAUUUGUCUUUGACAUUCAAAAUGGAUACAAAUGCUGUUAAAGUACAUUUCAGGGUCAUUAGGUUCAUACAAGAGGCAGGUUUAAAAUUACGUUUGACAAGCCUACCAAUAGCAACAGCUGCAGUAAUUUAUCAUAAAUUCUUUAGAGAAAAUAAAAUCACUGACUUUGACCCUUAUUUAGUUGGUACUACAGCAUUAUAUAUGGCUGGUAAAAUUGAAGAAGAAGUUGUUAAACUGAGGGAUGUUGUCAAUAUUUGUCACAGAACUUUACAUAAAAACAAGCCUCCACUAGACAUUGGAGAAACAUUUUGGUCUUUACGAGAAUCAGUGGCAAGCUCUGAGUUGCUGAUAUUGAGAUCUUUAAGAUUUAAAGUUGUAUUCUCUCAACCUCACAAGUUUGUGCUCCACUAUUUGAAAUUUCUUAAAGACUGGUUUGAUCCCCAUGACUGGGACACGAUUCCUAUCUCCAAAACAAGUUGGGCUUUUUUACGUGACUGUUACCAUGGUGAUAUGUGCCUGAAUUAUAAAGCAGAGCACAUAGCAAUAGGUGUCAUAUAUUUUGCGUUACUGUCACACGGUAUGGAGGUUCCUUAUCAUAAUGAGGCAGACAUGAAAUGGUGGCAGGAAAACCCAAAUCAACCUCCAAAAAUGGUGUUAAGUGAUGAUUUAACUCUUCCUACCGUACAAAACAUUAUCUCAGAUUUAAUGACUUUAUAUGAGAUGGAAAUACUAGUGCAAUCAUAG